This is a messenger RNA of Ceratina calcarata, 4491 nucleotides long. RefSeq names its product Golgi apparatus protein 1 (gene Glg1). The record is from RefSeq and is a predicted model, not a curated record. Gene Ontology annotation, molecular function: fibroblast growth factor binding. Lineage: Eukaryota; Metazoa; Arthropoda; Insecta; Hymenoptera; Apidae. The transcript has 5 exons. The coding region runs from base 401 to 3799 and encodes 1132 amino acids. Gene Ontology annotation, cellular component: Golgi membrane.
CAACCUAACCUCGCAGACUUUCUGUCUCUGUCGAACUCUCGGUUUUUCAUAUUCUGUACUUCAAACGUUUACCCUCGAAGCUAUUAUCAGUGAAAAUAAGACUCGCGAUUCCUAAACAGUGGUGCCAAGUCUCUCAGCAUGGCUAGUAUUUAAACUGUAUUAAAUUCGGCCGUGCCGGUAGUUGACAUGCAUUAUAGGAAGCGAUCUAUAUUCUAUAGCUCUAUCGGAUUAUACACGAGCGUACUAUUAUUCGUGACGUUGUCAUUGCACAGCGAAUAAUAACAGUUUAAAAAAAAGAUUAAGCAGCAAAAAAUGCAGAGAUACUCUGUCUGAGAAGAAGCAAAGAUAUUACGUGAUGUGCUUGACGAAAUUCUAAUUGAAAGUCCCGAGAGCAUUAACAAUGGAUCAAACAAAUACACGAAGCACUUUGUUUGUGAUUUUUCUACACUUAUCGGUGCUAAACUGUGCUCACUUGACGAGCGUUUACUUAAACGACGCGUCCACCAACACUGGUGACAAUAUGCCAAAAAUUAGCUGGUUAUUUAGCGACUCUGUUGACAGUUCUAGGUAUAAGAGAGCCGUAAUCAACGUACCGGAAGAUAGUUCGUUAAUGUCGAUGAGCCACCAAUGUCGGCAGAAUUUAAACCGCCUCUGCGGUGGCCUCAGCAGCACUAAAGACGAAUUAAUGCUGUUAGAAUGCAUUCAGAGUUUCAAGCCUACAGAAGUGUCUGGCAUCGACGACGACUGCCGACAAGCAAUCUUGGACUACGUCUUAAACAUUACAAACAACACAAACAUAGAACGAUUAGCUAGAAGAACGUGUGGCCAGGAGUUAGACUCGCUGCACUGUUCUUCUUCGGACGAGAAGCACGGUGCGUAUCUCUCGUGCCUAAUCGACAAACGGGAGGAAGUUAAAAAUCCUCAAUGCAUCGAGUACAUACAGAGAUUAGAAUGGAUCGCGUUUAGCGAUUUUAGAAUCAUAACUCCGUUCUCGUCGGACUGCGAGAACGAUAUAAAGAAGUUCAAAUGCGACAAGGUACAACCGUACCGGGACAUGUCCCAGGGGCAGAUAUUAGCUUGUUUGCAGGAGCACGUGAACGAACUACAGCUUCUUUGUAAAAGGCAUAUAUUCCACGUGUCUGAGAUCCAAGCGGAGAACAUUAACUUGGACAGACAGUUGUACCUGGCCUGCGAGCAGGAUCGCAGCAGGUUCUGUCCAAACGUGAGACCAGGCAGUGGUCAGGUGUACAAAUGCCUGAUGCAGCACAAGACCGACAGAUCUAUGACGACGUUCUGUCAGGAGCAGCUGACUAGGAGAGGGAAGCUGAUCGCGUCUGAUUACAGAGUCAGUAAAGGCCUCGUGAAAGCUUGCAAGGACGACAUUAAAAUGAAUCACUGCAGGAGGUCUGUGGUCGAGGAUAAGAACAUAAGACUCGCACAAAUUCUCCUUUGUUUGGAAUCAGCCGCGAAGAACGGGAGUAAAAUAGACGGAGACUGUCAAGCUGAGAUGUUCGAUCAUAGAAAAAUGUUGAUGGAAGAUUACAGAUUAUCACCGGAGAUAGUCGACGGAUGCGCGAACGACAUCACGACGUUCUGUAACAGUUUAGAAAUCGGCGGUGCCACGAUUCAUUGUUUAAUGGAGCACACGAGAACGAAGAAGAAGAAAUCGCGGGUGACUAAUAGAUGCCAAAGGGCGUUGGAGGAUUUGAUCAUGGAAGCCGACGCUGGAGAGGAUUGGAGGAUCGAUCCCGUUUUACGAGAGCAAUGCCAGUCGGUGGUCAAUCUAGCUUGUAGGGACGUACACGGGGGCGAUGCUAGGGUGAUAUCUUGUUUAAUGGAACAAUUAGGUACAGGGAGAAUGACGGAAGCUUGCGAGACUGCUUUGGUACAGAUACAGUAUUUCGUAGCCAGAGACUUUAAACUAGAUCCGCAGUUGUACAGAGCGUGUAAGUUCGACGCGUCGCAUCUGUGCCACGCGAGGAACGCGUGGGCCAACGAUGGGAAACAGAUGGACCCAGAACGAGGUCCACUAGUUUUACCGUGUCUAUACAGGCACGCGUAUCACCCUCAAAAGAACAUGACUCUGAAGACCGACUGCUUAGAAGAGAUCAGGCGCGUCAUGAGGCAGCGAGCUGUAAACGUCGACUUACAGCCCGAGAUAGAAGAAGUAUGUCUGAACGAAUUAGCUUCGCUGUGUUACGACAAAACGGCGAAAGGCGAAGAGAUACUGUGUCUGCAAGACAAUCUAGAUCGCUUGAACAGGAAUUGCAAAUUGGCGGUAGGGAAUUUUACAGAAGAGCAAGCGGAACGCAUCGAAUUAAACCCGAUCAUAUCCGCCGCGUGCCAACACAUCGUCGAGCGUCAUUGUGAGGAGGUAUUAAAAUACGGCAAGGACGAAGGCGACAUGAUGGAAUGCCUUAUAGAACAUAAAAACGAUUUAGACGUGCGAGCUGAUUACAAAUGCAAAGCAGCUGUAGAACAUUUUCAAUUGAUAUCUUUAAAAAACUAUCAUUUCACUUAUAAGUUUAAAGAAGCUUGCAGGCCUUCCGUUAAAAGAUGGUGUCCGAAGUCGAAGACCAAAGCUGAGGUGAUCGAAUGUUUAAGUACAAUUGUUCAAGAGGACACGAUAAAAGACACGCAGCAUCACGUGUCGAAGGAAUGCAGGCAACAGUUAAGGGCGCAGUUGUAUCAACAAAGAGAGAACAUUCACUUCGAUCCUAUUUUACAAUCUCUAUGCUCGACGGAUAUUAAACAGUAUUGUUACAAAGUAGAGCCGGGAAAUUCGCAGGUUCUCGAGUGCCUGGCGGCGCACAAAUCUAAACUGUCCGACAUGUGCCAUAAACAAUUGUUCAAAGUACGGAAACAGGAGUUCCAAGACAGCUCAAGUGAUUUCGCUUUGUUAAACGGUUGCCGGGGGAUGGUCAAGCAGUUCUGUCACGAUAUCAGUCGAUCGCAGGCGUUGGACUGUUUAAAAAGAUACAAAGACGAGCCGUCGUUUGACGAUAAAUGUAAAAACAUUGUAAUCCGACGUAUGAUCGAGCAGAACACGGAUUACAGAUUCAAUACUGCAUUACAGGCAGCCUGUUCUUACGAUAUCAACAAACAUUGCAAGGAGGUUUUAUUACACGAGCCCACAGACAAGGAACUCGAAGGGAAAGUGAUCAGGUGUUUGAAGAUCAAAUUUCGAGAAGAUAAACUCAUGAUGAAAUGCCAGAAUCAAAUGAUUAACAUACUCAAGGAGGCAGCGUUAAAUUAUAAUUUGAAUCCACUGCUAGCUACGAUGUGCGCACACGAGAUAGAGACUAUUUGCAGGGCGGAUGAAAACGACCCGGGGGCAGUGGAGGAAUGCUUGAAAUUGGAAUUCAAUAAUAAUAAUAAAGACAUGAAGGAAGGAUGUCGCAUGGAAAUUGCUAAUAUAAUUGAAGAAAGGAGGGCAGACAUUAACGUGGAUCCUUUAUUGCAAAGGGCCUGCGCUAUCGAUGUUAAUAAAUAUUGCAGCGACGUUCCUCAGGGCGCCGGAAGACAUAUCAUGUGUCUGCAGAACGUGUUAGAGAAUAAUAACAAGCCUUUGAAUCCUGAUUGUUAUAAAAUGUUAACUACCAGAAUCGAGAUGUUCCAAAACGCGGCAGCAAAGUUGAACGCGCCGAGUUCUAUACAGGAAUUAUAUUCGACCGUGAAUCGAUCGCCGGCGAGGCGGUACUUCAUGAUUGUUGCCUUAACGAUGAUCGGUUUGAUCUUCAUCACCGGUUUAUUUUGUGGGAGAGUGACGAGACGAACGAUGUUAAUGAAGAACAAGUGAUAAAUCAACCGGCGCGAGUCCGUCCUGAAACCUCUUCGGCUUGUAAUUAUUAAAUAACAGAGACGAUUUGUGAGAAUCCGGGUGGAACAUACAAGUGUUUAUACUCGCGAGAUAUCAAACAUGCGAAAUACAUAUUACGGGACAGAAGAAUAAUAUCGUUUUUAUAUAUUUUUUUUUCGUUUUAACGUAUAUGUAAAAGGGUAUAUACAUAUAAGAUAUUCACAUAUUGUGUCCACGAUUCUACGAUGUCAUUCAUAGUAUCAUCUUAAGUGUAAAGAAAAUGUCUGAAUGGGACGAGUGUAUCGAGCGUUUUGCGACUGAGCUAGAUUUUAACGAGACGUUAACAGAGUACAUAACGAACGUGUAUGUUCUCCGUUAAUCAGAGAUGAUGACGACGAUGAAAUUUUAUGUCAAUAUUCUAUACAUUUGUGAUAUAUAACAAAUUAGCAAAGGAUAAUAAAAUGGCGACAUUUUAUUGCAGGUAGAACCGAGAUUAUUUGGGCACAAAUUACCUUGGUCUUCCAUUUUUUAGAGAAUGUAAUUUGCGUUUGUCAAAAAAAGGAUUGUGCUCAAUAGCCGACGAUUAAAAAUCUGCUAGAUUAAGGGACAAGACCAAAUAUUAUGUUACAGAUGACUUGGAAACUGUAGUUAUAGUCAGUUGGAUCAGGUAAUAAAUUUUCUUUACAAUGUCA